Messenger RNA from Perognathus longimembris pacificus (Pacific pocket mouse), 2542 nucleotides. RefSeq names its product transmembrane protein 232 (gene Tmem232). The coding region runs from base 331 to 2220 and encodes 629 amino acids. The transcript has 14 exons. The record is from RefSeq and is a predicted model, not a curated record. NCBI's taxonomy places the organism in Eukaryota, Metazoa, Chordata, Mammalia, Rodentia, Heteromyidae.
UUGGGAUACAACUGCUAAAGGGCGUACAACUUAAAAGAACUCUCACGAAAUGUUUACAAUCACAAGGAAGUGUUUUCUUCAGUUGUCUUUUGUGUCCUUGUUCUAACACUGUGGUAAUACACACACAAAGGAGCAGACGUCAUUAUAUAUCACAAACCCUAGAGUGGAGAAAAUGAAAUUCAUAUUAUAUCAUCCAAAAUUACACCAUUGUGUGGAUCAAUGUGCCUGGAAGAAAUAAGAUUUAGCUUACAAUGAACCAAUUCUGGCUUCUAUGAAAAGAAAUUCACCCAUCUCAAGAACAUUUUGUCAGAUGCCAAAAGGUUGUGGACAAUGUUCCUCAAUCUAAGACUGUGGCCAUCAUUUACAGUCACAAAAGAGUUCAUCUUGAGAUUUAACCGAACACAGGAUUUCGUGAACAAGGAAAAAUUGUUGGAACAAGCUAGAAAAAAUAUUCUCAGAUGUAAGAGAAAAUUGGGUCUGAAAACUCUGGGCUCUGGGAAGCAUGUGCAUCUACCUUCUGCGUGGAUUGAAGUGACAUAUCUGGCUCAGUGCAAGGGAGAAAUCCAAGACGAAGCUCUCAGCAUGCUCUAUGCUUCUCUGGACCAUGCUUCCUUCGAUUAUGACCAGCUGCCUGCUUUGUUUUUUGUGGCCGAGUCAGUUUUAUAUAGGCUUUGUUGUGAUGCAUUCAAGAAGGCAUUUUUAUAUUCAGUUGAGAUAAAGUUGGCAAAGAUUGGCUAUUUGAUCUUCUUACGACUCUUUGUAUUUUUCCUGCACGGUCACCUGGAAAGUUUCAAAGAACAUUUACUUAGGCUCCGACCAUAUUUAUUUGCACUUUCUUCUUCUGAAGUAUCCUAUUACAAGUAUCCAAACAUCUUUUCAAAUGUGCAAUUCAUCCUGAAAACAGCGGAAAUUAUAUAUAAAAGAGAACUCCUUGAAUCAACUUUCAGCACUGUGGGAAAUAUGGAAGGAAAUGAAAAUAACUUUCCUGAUACGGACCAUUUGCAAUUGAAUCAAGGAGGAUAUAAAGUUAACCACCUGCUCUGGCAUUGUGUUGCUGCUUGGUCUUGUGUUCAGAAUAAUAGUCCUCAACUGAAAGAUGUGCUGGAGCAUCUCAUCUCCUAUAAAACACAACUUCAAAAGAAAUGCUGGCUGGAUACAGAACUGGCUUUGCUUGUCCUUGGGGAGGCUGCCAAAUUGAACAUGGCCUGCUUGAAAACUUUAAUGGACCUAAUGAGAGACUUUCUUUCAAGCAUUUUGUCUACUCAGAGUCAGGAAGAAAGCUAUAAGGAAGCUUACCUUUCCUGGGCCUGGAAUAUAGUCUAUAUAUAUACAACGAUUAUUGCAGAAAUCUGCUUGUAUGCAGCCACUUCUGAUUUGAGAAAAACUGCUUUAAUUGGGUUCUGUAACUGUAAGAGUGCACAGAAAGCUUAUUUCCCAAAGGAAAAAUCAGAACAACCAGAAUUACAGCAAACAAAUAUUUUAAGUCUUUUGGAAUAUUUCUCUUCAAAAAUAUCAGAUAAUUGUGAUCAAGUAGUCUGGAUUGGAUACUAUGGCUUAGUGUAUAAUCUGGUGAAAAUGGCCUGGGAACUUCAGGGUGAUGAGGAACAGGAUGGAUUUAGAAAUGUGAUAUGGGCAGUAUUACAAAAAACAAAGGAAAAUGAAAAAGAUACACGUAUCCAAAGUGCAAUAAACAUAGCCCAGGCUGAAUUAAAUGACCAGGCUGAUCCUUUCACUAGAUACAGCAUGAAAGUUCCAGUAAGCUCAGGGGAAGAAGUUUUUGCUAAAUACAUUGGAUGGAGAAUUGCCAACACGCUUUCCAAACUAUUCUUUCCUUCUCCCAAUGACCCCAUGCCGCCUUUGAAGAAACCAGGCAGAAAACGCCCGGAAAUGAAAUAUCCGAGUAAAAAACAGGAGCCCAUGAAAAAGAGAGUUAUACACUAUUCUAUCAGGGAAUCUCGGGGAUUGGAAGUUCCUUUGUUCCCAUAUCCAGAUUACUUCACCCGGGAGGAUAAAGAGUUGGCAAAAAUCAUUGACCACUAUUGGCAGGAGGAGAUGAAGAUUAGGAAGGAGCAAGAAGCAAUAUUGGAGGCCAAAGAAUUGAAAGAGAAACAGUUAGAAGAAGAAACUCGCUUUCAAGAAAUUAUGAAGAAAAGAGAAGAGAAACUGCAUAAGCAAACCAAACCAUACGAGCUUCCUUCAAAGACAACAGUAAUUUCAUAGAGCAAAAAAGACUCACAAAUACAUGGAAAUCCAUCUGCCAGAAAUUAAUAUCAGAAAAACCGCAACAUGGAGAUUGCUGCAUGUUAUGGAAAACUCUUUGCAAUAAAUUAAAGGCCAUUUUUAGGGGAAAAGAAUUUUAUUCUGGUGUGAGAUGUGUCAUACUUAUGCCUUAGUUCAACAUCAUUAAUCUUUAUCAUUAAUCACACGAGGAAAAUUACUUCACCAGUUAAAAUUCCCACAUCUAUUGCUUCUUUCUUGCUUCUUUUCUUCUGAUAAUACAGAAUUCCUGUUCAAUCAACCUCACUGUUGGUAUUCUCUGCAC